AUGGACACGCGACGUAUUUUUGUUGCGCUCCGGAUUCGUCCUCUCCUCGAUAAUGAACGCUACGAGCCCGUCUGUGUUCACAAAGCGGAUGAUAAUCAAACUUUGAUAGUUCAACAGGAUGAGAGCUCUGUCACUACAGUUGGUUCUCUUGCUUUUCGACUCGAUUACGUUUUUGACGUAAAUGAUGAUCAGCGCUCUGUGUACGAGGAUAGUGCUCGGGAUCUAGUAGAUCAUGCCCUUUCCGGCUUCAAUUCAACCAUUUUUGCAUAUGGACAGACAGGCUCUGGAAAGACUUACACCAUUUUAGGUAAUCUCGGACCCAACGGCACGGUUAGUGAGCAAUCCGGUGUGUUAUUACGAACUUUUAAUGAUUUGUUUCAGUAUAAGGCCGCGGUAAAGAAGAGAAUGCACGUUAUAAUUACACUUUCCGCGUUGGAGCUUUAUGUUGAGGAUGUAAUGGACUUGUUAGCGAGUCGGAAAAAGUUAACUCUCCGCGAAACCCCAGAGGAUAUGUACCCUGCAGGACUUACCACUGUGGAAGUGCACGACUUAACGGAGGUCGUGAAGUACUUUGAGAUUGCCAACUCAUUUCGAUCGACUGCGUCGACGAGGAUGAAUGCUUCCAGUUCACGCAGCCACGCGAUCUUUUUCAUCAACCUCUUUCAGAUUCCAAACCUAGAGGAUGGUGGCGGGGGUACCGCGCUACCUGAGCUCAGUAACCUGAUUGACGAGGCUAGUUUCCCCGUGGCGAACCUUUCAUUUCCGGGGUUGGUUCGCUCUCGGAUUGCUUUAGUGGAUUUGGCGGGAAGCGAACGUGUGAAGAGGUCUGGUGUGCAAGGGCAAAACAUGCUGGAGGCGGAGUCCAUCAACAAGUCACUCUCUACCUUAGGUAAGGUCGUCAAUGCGAUGUACAUGUCGAGCCCUUACGUCCCUUUUCGGGAGUCUAAGCUAACAAAGCUCCUGAAGGCAUCUUUUACCGAUAACACAUCGCGGAUGCUACUGAUUGGACAGGUUUCACCACCCUCUAGUAGCGCACCGGAGUCUCUCAGCACAGUGCGGUUUUGUGAUCGCGUGAAAUCGCUCAAGCUUACACAGUCCCUUUGUUUCGGCAACCCUGAGGAGGAGGAGAGCUUCCUGCGUUCGCUUCAGCAGAAUGAGGAGUUGACGGCGGAGAUGCGCAUUUUAGCUGCGAGCUUAUACUUUAAACCACUCAACCUGCGCGGCCUCGCCAUAGCCAAAGGGGUCAGUGUAGAAGAAGAACGAAAGCGCGUUAUGAACGAGCUACGCGCUGGCGCCCAUGACCUUCAUGAACGGAAAGAGAAGGAACGAUUAGAAGCGGCUAAGGCGCAGGUCGAAGCAGAGCGCGAUGCCGAGCUAGAGCAAUUCAUUCUCACGAUGAACUCUCAGAUUGAGGAGUACGAGCAGCUCUUGCACGUUGGCAAGAAAGCAAAGAAGGCACUCAAACGUAUGGCAGAGGAGCAUCAGGCGGCGGAGAAUGAUCUGAUCCAUCAAGCUAAACGAGCAAAGAAGCUUCGCCUGAAGCUGGAGGAUCAUAUGACCGGACUUCUCGCUAAGGUGGACGAGGAGCGCGCGAACGAAAAAUCCCUAACGUCAAUGAUCUUUGAAAUGGAUACGGAAACCAAUACCGAUGCGGAGACGAGCAACGUCCCUCCAACGGAUCGCCCGGGGAAAAACCUCGAGAUGGAGGACGUCAUGCACAAGCUAAUCACGUUUUACUACAACCGAAGCUUGGAGCUCAACAAGCUUCGUUCGCACUACGUUCAGCGCUUGUUCGCAACAUAUCGCGAACGGCGUUCGGUGCGCUGGCAGAAGCUCAUGAGCUCAACGCUUGUAACGGAGAGUACGCUGUUGCAUGAUAUCCUCCAAUUUGUCGUGGACCGCGCGGUGGACAUUUCGGAGGGGAAUCCGAGGGCGCGGUUUGGGUGGAAUUGGGAAGAUAUCGACGGUCUAAGCACGAAACUGCGGACCCCUGAGCAGCUAUACCCGCCGCUUUACUUAACGCCGCGUGCCCAUCACGCCGAAUUGCAGGAUGCCGUCGACGAGGGUUCGCUAGGGUGCAGCGCGAGCCCAGCGUUCAAUUCACACCUCGACGAGUCUAGGAGUUUCAGCGUCGACGGCGAAACCAGCGACGGCUACGAGCAGAUGGCGGCGAUCGGGGCGUUGCAGCGGCGCGGUCGACGGCAGCAUCGUUCCGGACCCCUAAAGGGGUUGUCUUUCAACCAAAAAGCCCGCCACCCCUCUGAUCUCAGGAGCGAUAGCUACUCCCAGCGCUCGAACGGCUCCGGCGGCGACAAGCCGCUUGACAAUGGCUUUCAUCAGCCGCACGCAGACAAUUUUUUGGAGAACAAUUGGCAAACACCCAAAAAGAAGCCUACCCUUCCAGGGGAUCUUGACGUGCUGGUGGACGAAAGCGACAGCGAGGAAAAUGCGGAAGGCGAGUCCAAAAACUCGAACGGCAAGCUGUGCAGCCCUUCUGUCGAGAAAAUGAGCAAAGGCGAGCAUGAUCGGCGGUACGUGGUUAAGGUUUACGAUUCCCCGGCAUUGGUGCAGAAUUUAAUUCUUUUCUUGCGAAGUGGGACGGUGAUGCUGAAGCACGGUCGUAGCGGGAGGCCGCACCGGCGUCUUUUCUGGGUUUGCACCUCGCGAACCCAAAAGGACCUUCUCUGGACAGAUCCCCAGCUCGGCGCCCAGAGUAGCCCCUCCACCAUUUCUCUCAACGAGGUCUCUUCCAUUCAGCUUGGCUUUUUCAGUAAAGUCUUCCAACGUCACCCGAUCCCUCCCUCCCAUCCUUCCUUUUUUUACAGCUUCACGCUCGAGCUGAAGGGUGGCGCGCGGACGGUAGAUAUCGUUGCGAGCAACCUCCCCGACUACGAGGCAUGGGUAGUCGGUCUCGCCCACCUUGUGGGUGUCGACCCCUUCUGGGGAUCGAAACUCAACAUCACGGGCGAGAAAGGCUUCGAACAGCUCUCCUACUUCGAGUCAAACCUCUGUGAGACGCACUUCAUUUUCCCGAUGGACUACCUUACACUGAAGAACAAGCUGAUCGCGUUCACGAAGCGCACUCUGGAGGUGCUGGAGCAGUGCGAGGGCGACGCGAGGAAGGCCCAGAAGAUCCUCAAAGGCAUUCACCUGCCCGCGCUGAAUUCGAAGGGUGCGCUUUACAUGACGAAGGGUGAACUGCGAUUUCUUUGCCCGGAGUUGUCAUUGGAUAUUUUCCGUAUUACGCAUAUAUGGAUGCUCUUUCAGCAGAUGAACUUGGUGUAUGAUAACAACUUUGUGCCAGCUACGGCGUUUGGUAUCACUAAGCGUGCAUAA
Molecule: messenger RNA, 3336 nt
Organism: Phytomonas sp. EM1
Lineage: Eukaryota; Euglenozoa; Kinetoplastea; Trypanosomatida; Trypanosomatidae
Source: the annotation of a GenBank genome assembly